CUCACGCUUCCGUAGCGGCCGGAAGUGGAUAGUGGAUCUGUGCUCCUUCUAAGACUCAUCCCUAUUCUCGUUGUCAGGUCAUUUAUUGAGGAAACCAGGAGCAUUUCAUGUAGGUGGUGAUGGGUGACAUUCGUCAGUCGUUGCUUCCUCGUGAUGUACUGAGCGCAGCAAAGGAGCUGCUUUAUCACCUGGACAUCUACAUCUGUAACUUGGUCCAGUCUGGGAGGCAGCCUCCGCAGGUUGAUUCCAAAACCCUGGAUCUGGUGGAGGAGUUCAUUCUGCAUUCACCCAAGGAUAGAAACAUACCAGCCAGGAGGAUGAGUGCUCUCCAGGAGCUUCAGCUGCUAGAGAUCAUGUGUAGCUGUUUCCAGGAGCAGAGUCGCGACACAGUCCGUCAGCUCAUGUUCUCUGCCCUCUUCAAUCUCCAAGGCAAUCAGGCAGAUGAGAGCCGAAUGGUGCUAUUAGGCAAGUUGGUGUCCAUGGCAAUUGCAGUGGGCAGAAUUCCCAUUUUAGAAUGUGCUGCUACUUGGUUACAGAGAACACACUGUGUGUACUGUGUGCGCCUGGCACAGGUCCUUGUAGAUGAUUACUGUAGUAUGGUACCCGGAUCAGUUUCCACGCUGCACAACAUCCACAGUGCUAGCCCACGCUUCUGCUGCCAGUUCAUCACUGCUGUCACCACUCUCUAUGAUCUCACCUCAGAAGAGCUCACCCCUCCUCUAGAACUUCUUCAGAUGAUUGUGUCAUGGAUCCAGAGUGAUCCUCGACUAGUCUUGAUCGCCUUCCUGAAUACACCACUCUCAGGCAGCCAGCCUAUCAGUUCACUUGAUGUGACACCAUUAGGGGGCUUGGUCCGCUGGUGCGUCAAGGCACCACUGGUAUACAGGAAAGACAAGAAGCUGGCGGUAGCCAAUGACAGCAGUGAGAGUGAGCCAGAAACAGGGCCUCUCUUCUCUGCUCUCCACUUAAGUGUCUUACAGGUUUUCAUGUUGCUGCCAAACAUACUAAAUGAAAAAGGUCUAUUUGGUCGCCUCGCACUGCUUCAAAUAGAGUCCUUGGCUGCACUGACCUCUGACCUUUCCAGACUGUUGGACCAGGCAGACAAACACACACACACAUCUUCCUCAGACACACAUGCAGCGUCUCAGCUAGCGUUGGACCGACUGGCACAAGCAUUGCAGGUGGCCAUGGCCAGUGGAGCCCUGCUGUGCUCAAGAGAGGACCUAAGAUCAAUCUGUUCUCGCCUCCCCCACAACAAUUUGCUGCAGUUGGUGCUGUCCGGCCCAGUGAUGUACUACAACAACAUGCACACUCCUCCUCUGGCCUUCAGCCCCCACGCAGCUCAUUCCCCUAUUGCCUCACACCCCACACAUCCUGCACACACGCCUCUUGCCACGCACCCCUCCUCUCACCCCCAGUACCCAGCCCAGCCUUUUGUCGCGGGGAUGCAGUUUCCCUUCCGACCCAGCCACUGAAAAAAAGCAAUGCAGUUGUGGAGUGUGAAUGUGUGUGGAUACUGGUUGUUGGCACGAGUGAACCGAUGUAUGCAUGAGAGUUUCGUGUUAUGGGUUUAUUAAGCAUAUUUGCUCCUGAGACGGUCUGUAAAACUAACGUCUUUUUCCAAUAAAUAUUUUUUUACUUUU
This is a messenger RNA of Betta splendens (Siamese fighting fish), 1643 nucleotides long. It is a transcript of the gene ints15, whose product is annotated as integrator complex subunit 15. The record is from RefSeq and is a predicted model, not a curated record. Bases 120 to 1475 code for a protein of 451 amino acids. Lineage: Eukaryota; Metazoa; Chordata; Actinopteri; Anabantiformes; Osphronemidae. The transcript is spliced from 8 exons.